CCGCUUUCCUUCUUCAUGCCGCCUUCCUAUCGAUAUACAUGGAUCACGACGGCUUGCUUUGCGACGAAGUUUUGGACUUGACUCCUCCGCCGCUAAAUGAGUCCAGUGCCGCAGAGCCGCCGCCGCGGCAGCAGCCUAGUGUAGUCUGCAAUGCGGCGGCGCCGUUUUCCAGAGAAGAAUUUGAAGAGGCGGUUGGAAUUCUGGUGGAGAAUGAGAAGAAUCAUAUGCCAGAACCGGGUUAUGCCAAUUACCUUCAAUCCAACACUCUGGUUUACAAUGCUAGGUUUAAAGCAGUUCGCUGGAUUAUUGGGUCUCAAAAACGGCUGAGUCUCUCCCCCGAAAGCAUAUUCUGUGCAGCAAAUUACAUUGAUCGCUUCAUAUCAUUAAGAAAAUGUCAAGGAUGGGAGUGUUGCAUGUUCGAUUUACUAUCAAUUGCAUGCUUGUACGUGGCUUCUAAAUUCAAUGAAACUCACCUUCCUUCAUUGCAUGCAUUUCAGAUGGAGGGGGUAGAGCAUCCCUUUGAAGAUGAGCUAAUUAGACGGAUGGAGUUGAGGCUUGUGGAGACUCUUGGAUGGAAGAUGAAGUCUAUAACUCCUUACUCUUAUCUGCAACUCGUGGAAUGGAAACGUACUCUCAUCCCUUGCAAUUUUACUCUACAAGACGAUGUGUUGAUGAAAACAUCACAUGCUGUUACUGAGAUGCUUCUUGACCUACUCUUUGAUCCUAAGUUCCUAGAGUUCCGACCGAGUGUUGUGGCAGAAGCUACACUUCAGUGCGUCCUCAAAGAUGUAAUUAUACCUAACCGAGGUUGCAACCUGCAGUAUUUCGAACAUUUCACUUCUACCCUUCCUCAAGAUCAAAAGGAUGGUUUGAAAGUGUGCCAUGAGAUGAUGAAUAAGAGAAGAUCUAGACAAGAAACACAAGAGGAGUGCCAUACACUCUCUACUAGAAAGAGGAAGAAGGACAUUGUUCCUUGCGGAGGAGGGCAGGAAAAAAGAGUGAAGGAAAGUCGAGGUGGAUAAGAUAUACUCCCUACAUAUUAUGUCUCUAUGUGUGUGAGUACUGUAUGUGUACAAAUAUUUGUAUACAUGUUUAUUUUUUAUAUAUAUACUAAGCCUGGAGUACAACUGGAGUAUUAUAUGUCCAGAGUGAAAAUAAGCCUGAAACAAUUAUAUCAUAUUACUCAUUUUUAGAUAGAUUAUAUAAAUGUAGCAAUUCAUAUU
Molecule: messenger RNA, 1223 nt
Organism: Cuscuta europaea
Lineage: Eukaryota; Viridiplantae; Streptophyta; Magnoliopsida; Solanales; Convolvulaceae
Source: the annotation of a GenBank genome assembly